AUGGUGGCGCUGCACGCGUCCGCGAGCGUCGCGUGGGCGGGCGAGGCGACGUACGCGGCGAGGCUGACGCCGACGCGCGCGGGCGCGGGGGCGAGCGGCGAGGUGGAGUUUUCGCUGGAGACGAACCGCGCGAACCAGGAGGUCGUGGUGGUGCGAGCGAACGUUCGAGGGUUGACGCCGGGGAAACACGGGAUCAACGUGCACGAGAAUGGGGACGUGAGCGGGUGCGACGACGCGGGCGCGUGCACGGGGAAGAGCUAUAAUCCCGAUAAGCGACCGCACCACGGACCGACGGCGUUGAAAAAGUUUGGCGCGAGCGCGUGCCACUUCGUGGGCGAUGGAUGCGUGCUGAACAGACACAUUGGAGAUCUAGGAAACAUCGUCGCGGACGAAAAUGGCGAUUCGACGACGAGUUUCAAGGAUUUGUACACGACGCUGAAGGCGGGUACGUCGAACUCCAUCGCGGGGCGUUCCGUCGUGAUCCGAGCGACAGCCGACGAUUUCGAGACGGAAGAAGAUGACGGCGGGGCCGGGCCGAUCGUUCUCUACGGUUCAAUCGUGCGAAAGUAG
Molecule: messenger RNA, 570 nt
Organism: Ostreococcus lucimarinus CCE9901
Lineage: Eukaryota; Viridiplantae; Chlorophyta; Mamiellophyceae; Mamiellales; Bathycoccaceae
Gene: CSD2
Product: copper/zinc superoxide dismutase-like protein
Exons: 1
Coding region: 1-570 (189 amino acids)
Biological process (GO): removal of superoxide radicals
Molecular function (GO): copper ion binding; superoxide dismutase activity
Source: RefSeq, a predicted model, not a curated record